GACAGCUGACACUUUACUGACAAACCCAGCACCGGAGGAGGAGCAACUAGCUGAUAUUCAAAGGCAUUAAUGUUCGGGGACGGACAGAAAACUGGAGGAGAAUCUGCACAGAGCUGAACCGCAAAACCAACGACUGAGAGAGACAAGAGAUAUUUUCAAGCGGCAGGAAUUAAAAUCAGAGUCCCUUGGUAUUUACUGAACUUAAAGAAAUGCUGACCAGAGUUAUCCCGGCUUCAUGUCUGGCACUUUUGUUCUCCUCUUGUGCCAUCACCUUGGCACAAGACACGAACAUGGCCAGAGCUCUGAGGUUAAUGUCUGAGACCCCACUUAUUGAUGGACAUAAUGACCUGCCUUGGCAGCUUCUAAAGCAAUUCAACAAUGAGCUCAAUGAAGUGGAUCUUCACACGCUGAACACGACGCACACCAACAUCCCGAAGAUCAAGCAGGGACGGCUUGGUGCCCAGUUCUGGUCCGCCUAUGUACCCUGUGAAACCCAGUACAAGGACGCCGUCAGACAAACUCUAGAGCAGAUAGAUGUGGUUCACAGGAUGUGUCAGAAAUACCCAGAAACCUUCCAGUUUGUCACCACCAGCCAAGGCAUCAGGGACGCCUUCAGGGCGAACAAGACUGCCAGUCUGAUCGGGGUGGAGGGCGGCCACUCCCUGGACAGCAGCCUCGGCACCCUGCGCGUCAUGUACAAGCUGGGGGUCCGUUACCUCACCCUCACACAUUCCUGCAACACACCCUGGGCAGACAACUGGCUUGUGGAUACUGGAUCAGAACCACCUCAGCAUAAUGGCCUGUCUCCUUUUGGCAAGCAACUGAUUGCUGAAAUGAACCGUCUGGGGAUGCUGAUCGACCUGGCUCACGUGCCCGUUUCAGUGAUGAACCAGGUGCUGGACAUGUCCCAAGCUCCGGUCAUCUUCAGCCACUCCUCAGCGUACACCAUCUGUGAACACAAGAGGAAUGUCCCAGACGAUAUUCUCCUCAGAGUGAAAGCAACCGGAGGAAUUGUGAUGGUGAACUUCUACAACGACUAUGUAACCUGCAGCCAUACGGCUAACCUCUCAAACGUUGCUGAUCACUUUGACCACAUUAAGAAAGUGGCCGGGGCCACCAUCAUUGGCUUCGGUGGAGAUUAUGAUGGCGUUACCAGACUACCUGAGGGUUUGGAGGAUGUUUCAAAGGUGCCCAACCUGGUGGCUGAACUUCUGAGGAGAGGAUGGACUGAUGUGGAAGUCAAAGCUGCUCUGGGAGAUAAUCUUCUCCGUGUGAUGGCCGAGGUUGAGACGGUCAGUGGAACUUUGAAUAACCGGCCCCCUGAUGAUGUUCCUAUCCCGUAUGAGGAGGUGCAGAACCCCUGCAGGACGAGCUUUGGUUACAGAAAUGCUGGAGCCGUCCAUUCCCUCAGCACACUGGUCCUCCUGCUCGCGCUGGCUCUCCAGGCUGGUUUCACUUUAACACCUUAGUAGACGCGUCAUCUGUACAGCUGUUGGAUAGCAAGAUCCAUAAACCUUAUAUACAAUGUAAAACCUUAAGAUUUUCCGUCAAGUGUAAAUGAUUUAUUUCAGUUGUACUGAAUUGCACAUGUAACUCACCAUAAAAAUGACCUUGAAGAACUUGAACAGUAGUUGUCAUAGUUUAUUCAAACCAGAGUCAAUGACUGUUUCCAUCCACCAAUACAACAAUGUUGUUUAACAAUAAACAGUUAAAGCAGACUGCAGUGGGCAAAUAUUAAAGAUGAUGAUAUGGUUUGUACUGUAAGAGGUUGUUCUCAGAUUUUUACUUUGUCAAAUAAAGAAAAUAAUACAGUC
Molecule: messenger RNA, 1814 nt
Organism: Cololabis saira (Pacific saury)
Lineage: Eukaryota; Metazoa; Chordata; Actinopteri; Beloniformes; Belonidae
Gene: dpep1
Product: dipeptidase 1
Exons: 10
Coding region: 210-1469 (419 amino acids)
Biological process (GO): proteolysis
Molecular function (GO): metallodipeptidase activity
Source: RefSeq, a predicted model, not a curated record